Pedinophyceae sp. YPF-701 is the source of this 453-nucleotide messenger RNA. NCBI's taxonomy places the organism in Eukaryota, Viridiplantae, Chlorophyta, Pedinophyceae. The record is from the annotation of a GenBank genome assembly.
AUGCAGGCUGUUGGUGCAUCUCGCACGGCGGCGGUGUCGGCCCCCCGCACCUGCCAGCGCAACGGCAACGCCCCCUCGGUGGCCCCCUGCCGCUGCCCGAGCUGCCUGCGCGCCGCCUCGCACGUCUGCCACGCGGCCGCCACCACGGGCACCGCGGUCACCCGCCCCCAGGGCGAGGAGGGCGUGAAGCGUGCCGCUGCGCCGGUCCGUGGCGCCUGCGGCAAGUGCGGCUGCUCGCCGCUCGCGACGUCGCUGCACUGCGGCAACUGCACCUGCCACGGCUCCGCGUCGCACGUCUGCCGCGCCGCCGCGACGGAGGUCGCUGCCGCUCACGAGGCCCAGGUCCCCGCCGGCGCGGACGAGGCCGUGACGGCCGCGCACGCCUGCCGCAAGUGCGGCUGCUCCUCGCUGGCUGCGUCCCUGCACUGCGGCGCCUGCGAGUGCCACGCCUAA